This is a messenger RNA of Antrostomus carolinensis (chuck-will's-widow), 2336 nucleotides long. RefSeq names its product upstream binding protein 1 (gene UBP1). The coding region runs from base 1 to 1476 and encodes 491 amino acids. Gene Ontology annotation, cellular component: nucleus. Lineage: Eukaryota; Metazoa; Chordata; Aves; Caprimulgiformes; Caprimulgidae. The transcript has 15 exons. Gene Ontology annotation, molecular function: RNA polymerase II cis-regulatory region sequence-specific DNA binding; DNA-binding transcription activator activity, RNA polymerase II-specific. Gene Ontology annotation, biological process: regulation of transcription by RNA polymerase II. The record is from RefSeq and is a predicted model, not a curated record.
AUGCCCAAGCAUGCAGAGAUGCAGUCAGGAAAGCUAAAGCUCACCUGGAGUCAAAUCUGGUGCAUUAAACACAGAAUAGCUUUGUGCUCCAACUCUUCUACUGAUACAACCUUUUUUCUCUUUAAAGGUCAGUCCUAUGAAAUCCGGAUGCUAGAUAAUCGAAAAGCUGGAGACAUACCAGAGAUCAAUGGCAAACUGGUGAAGAGUAUUAUAAGAGUUGUGUUCCAUGACAGAAGGUUGCAAUAUACAGAACACCAGCAGCUCGAAGGUUGGAAGUGGAACCGCCCUGGGGACAGACUUCUUGAUUUAGAUAUUCCAAUGUCUGUUGGAGUCAUUGAUAUCAAGACAAAUCCAAGCCAGCUCAAUGCAGUUGAAUUUUUGUGGGAUCCAACAAAAUGUACAUCUGCUUUUAUUCAGGUACAUUGUAUCAGCACUGAAUUUACCCCUCGUAAACAUGGAGGAGAGAAAGGAGUUCCUUUUAGGAUUCAGGUUGACACUUUUAAACAGACUGAAAAUGGAGAAUAUACAGAUCACCUGCAUUCAGCCAGUUGUCAAAUCAAAGUUUUUAAGCCAAAAGGAGCAGACAGGAAACAGAAAACAGACAGAGAAAAGAUGGAAAAGCGAACUGCACAUGAAAAAGAAAAGUAUCAGCCUUCAUAUGACACCACAGUUCUCACAGAGAUGAGGCUUGAGCCUAUAAUUGAAGAUGCAGUUGAACAUGAGCAGAAAAAGUCCAGCAAGCGGACUUUGCCAGCAGACUACGGUGAUUCUCUGGCAAAGCGAGGCAGUUGCUCACCAUGGCCUGAUACUCCUACAACAUUUGUAAACAACAGUCCUACUCCUGCUCCAACUUUUACCUCUGCUCAACAUAAUACCUACAGUGUCCCAGACAGCAAUUCUUCAUCCCCAAAUCAUCAAGGAGAUGGAACCUCUCAAGGAUCUGGAGAGCAGCUUCAUCCUUCAGCCACAAUCCAGGAAACUCAGCAAUGGUUGCUCAAGCAUAGGUUCUCUACCUAUACAAGGCUUUUUUCAAAUUUCUCAGGUGCUGAUUUAUUAAAGCUGACAAGAGAAGAUCUGGUACAAAUCUGUGGUCCAGCCGAUGGAAUUCGGCUAUAUAAUGCACUGAAAUCCAGGUCUGUUAGACCCCGUUUAACAAUCUAUGUCUGUCAGGAGCCAUUAAGGAGCAUGCAACUGGAAAGACAAGAGGCAGGCAACGGUGAUAGCAGCAACGGUGCAAUAUACGUUUAUCAUGCAAUCUACUUAGAAGAAAUGGCAGCCUCAGAAGUCACACGCAAGCUCGCUUUGGCAUUCAAUAUUCCUUUGCAUCAGAUCAACCAGGUUUACAGACAGGGUCCCACAGGUAUCCACAUUCUUGUUAGUGAUCAGAUGGUUCAAAACUUUCAAGAUGAGAGUUGUUUCUUAUUCACCACAAUAAAAGCUGAAAAUGGUGAAGGCUUCCAUAUAAUUUUGAAGUGAUGUCACACAAUUGCUAGACUUGCUACUCCACCGCAGAACGAAGUCCUGCCUAAAGAUUAUGAAGAUCAUCCAAAAACCUUAGGAUCUAACUAACUUAACUUCACCGUAUAAGAUGUUUCAUAUUGAAAACACAAAAUGACCUUUCUAAUGAGCUGUUUGAUAGGUGAACUUUCUUAUCACUGCCAUAGCAAAGUGUCCUCAUGAGAGGUUGUAAUGCCACGACAGCUGACGUACAGGCAUGGGAGACAAUGUAAGCAAAGGUGCUUGCCCUUUCCUGAAAUAAGGCGAAUUAUGGCCAGUAGAUGCAGCUUUCAGAAGCGAAGCACUUGUUGCUUCUCUCUUCUCUGUAUCCAGUUGGAGAUGAAUGUAAACUUAUUUGGGGGCAUUUACCUUUCUGUGCCAGUUUGUCUGUUACCUGCUUGUACCUUACGCUGGUUUUAUUUUUUGAUGUUAGCAGAGCACAUAUUAAUCUGUGUGGAGACGAGUAGUUAAGCUGAUAGUGAUCAGGUUGUCGGGUCUUUGAGAGUAAAGCUGUCAAAACAGCUUCCCCUGUAAAUUGUGUAUAAGAGUGUAUGUAAGAAGUGUAAAUGCCAGAACAGGGCUUUUCAGAAGCCCCAGACAGAUGCAAUAUAUGCAUGCAGCAAACUGCAUUAGCAACAGUACCUUAUCAGAGGGAUUAAUAGAAAUCCUGUGGGGUACCAAGUAAUUGUGUUUUGCUUUAACAAAUUUAAUGGAAAUGAAUUGCCUAUGCAUCCUUUAUGUUUAGUUUCCUAGGUUCUCUGCGGAGCACUGCUGCAGUUUAACUCUUUGCUUGUAAAAUUGUGGGUUUAAAAAUACUAGCAGUGAGAGGUGGAUUUUUA